Schistosoma haematobium is the source of this 2982-nucleotide messenger RNA. It is a transcript of the gene SLU7, whose product is annotated as mRNA splicing protein, variant 2. Gene Ontology annotation, cellular component: spliceosomal complex. Gene Ontology annotation, biological process: mRNA splicing, via spliceosome. NCBI's taxonomy places the organism in Eukaryota, Metazoa, Platyhelminthes, Trematoda, Strigeidida, Schistosomatidae. The transcript is spliced from 2 exons. The coding region runs from base 1365 to 1937 and encodes 190 amino acids. The record is from RefSeq and is a predicted model, not a curated record. Gene Ontology annotation, molecular function: pre-mRNA 3'-splice site binding.
CUCGUUACUACCACACUACCUUACACCAAUCUCUUCGUUAUUGUUCUCUUUAUCUUUUGCGCUCCUUAGUUUUGUUUUCUAUUUCUCUUCGAAUUCUCAUUGUUUUGUGUGGCGCACAUAUAUUGGCGCUCUCUUGUACCAAUGUUUAUGUGUUCAAAUAAGUAAAUAAAUAAAUAAAUAUUUGAAAUUUGCCGGACAACUGACAGGUGCCCUAUAUGUUAGAACUCGUUCACCCAAAGAAAAACACGAGAGCUCUACCUUAUCUGGCACUUAUUCUAUGCACAGAACGGUUGGAAAGGCUGACAUAACUAAAUAAACAUUAAUGCAUUUUAUUCGCCGUUGUAGGGGUUGUUUAUUGUUCUGUGAAACUCAUUCGAGUUUGUAUGAUUUUACUUUUUCAUCUUCCGACAUACAUUUGUGGUUUAUAUGAAGAAUAGAAGAGGUUUCUGUAGAUAUUUUUUUGAUGCAGACUUCAUACUAUGUUGAGUAAAGUGGCCAUCACUGCUAUUAGAAUAGUUGCUUUUCAGUUAAACUGCACAUAUUUAAUUGAAAACCUAGCCCUAACUACUUUGGGUUGAGACACAUUUUGUGAAUCAUAUUUCAGUUUGACUAGAAAUGUCUAAAAACUCACGUCAAAAAGCUGUGGAAUUGGCAGAAUAACAUAACUAAACUUUUGUGGAAUUUAUAUGACUGGUAUUUCAAUUAUCUGUCGUUUCGAUUUCAAAGGCCCCUAUACGAUAUUUUAUUUCUUAUCAGGAAGAACCUGCAGCCUCUGCCGCAAAACCUAGUUUGGAUGACGAUGGCGAUUUCGAUGCCGAAGAUGGUGACAAAUAUGGUGACGAGUUAGAUAUGCCUGGGCAAAAGUUUGAUAGUAAACAACGUCAGUCUAUCCGUAAUUUGCGUAUUCGUGAAGAUACUGCUAAAUAUCUGUUCAACUUGGAUCCUAACAGUGCCUACUAUGACUCCAAAACUCGUGCUAUGCGUGGUAAUCCUUUCGAAAAUAGUGGAAAACCUGAAUCCGAAGUUCCUUUUGCUGGAGAUAACUUUGUUCGUUAUGAUGGAGAUGUUCAGGACAUGAUUGAUCGACAAGUAUUUGCUUGGGAGAUGCACGAUAAGCUUGGUUUAGAUGUCCAUUUACAAGUAAGUGUAUUUCCAAAGCUAAUAUCCAUUUGUGCUUUUCAUGACCCUCCCACUACUUCAUUAAUAAGAAUUCCAAGGCUGGUUAGGAAUGUUGUGUUGAUUUGGUGUAGCAACUUAGGGUAUUUCAGUUACAACUGACUAAUAUCUAACACUUUAAACCAAAAGUCGGGUCUUAAUUUUGUGAGCAAUCAAGUGACCUGCGAUUCUCCCCCUCGAAAUGCAAAAUGUUGCUUCAGGAUUGGGUUGCAUUGACACCCGAACUAACGAUAGGGAGUGAAGUAGUUGAGCGUGUCGAUCGCUUCACUUAUCGUGGAAGUCUCAUCAGCCCUUGCGGUCUGGUGUGUGACGAAAUCUCAGCACGGAUACAGAAGGCUCGACUAGCUUUUACCAACUUGCGUCAUUUAUGGCGUAAGCGAGAUAUCCGUCUAUCAACCAAAGGACGUGUUUACUGCGCAGCAGUUCGUUCCGUCCUACUUUAUGGCAGUGAAACAUGGCCGGUAAGAGUAGAGGAUAUCCGUAGGUUACUAGUAUUUGAUCAUAGGUGUCUUCGGAAUAUUGCUCGUAUAUCUUGGGACCAUCGAAUAAGUAACACAGUUGUUAGGAAACGGGUACUAGGUAAGGAUGGCAAAUCAAUUGAUGAAGUAGUGAAACUUCAUCAGUUGAGAUGGCUGGGACACGUGUUACGUAUGCCCAACGACCGACUGCCUCGACGUGCGAUGUUCAGUGGUAUAGGAGUAGGUUGGAAGAAAGCUAGGGGCGGCCAGACCAAAACAUGGCACAAGUUCAUGAGUCACUGACAAGUGGUCUGAGUCAUGUUGGUAGGUGUAGACUACCUGGUUGGGGACCACGAGAUGAUAGCAACCGAUGGUUAGAGACCCUGAAUGACAUGGCUCAAAAUCGUUUGCAAUGGCGCAGGUGCAUACACUCUUUGUGUUCUCCCAAAUUUUGAUCUUAUUCCUCCUUGUCUCUUUUUUUUCUCUUCCCAAAUUUAUUUCACUGUAUUAUACUCUUUAAAUAACAUCUCCAAACACUAAUCUUCCCGAUUACUGCUUAUACUCUUAUUACCUCUACCACUACGGGAUUUGAAUCGACCACUGCAUCUCUGUGCUAAUGUGGUGUGGCAACUCGAACGGAUGUACGCACGUACGAAGUUCUACGUUGUUACUGACUGACCUGCGAAAUCCGUACCUUCCAACCACUUGUUUAUUAUUUUCUAUAUAACCACGUUAUUUCAUCAGGUACAAAUCCGUAUUAUACUGGGCAGCUGUCAUGUCUUCCUUAUGUCAAUUCAUUGAGGGCAUACAUCGAAAAUCCAACCUCGUGAGUACUGCAUAUCAUCUAUCUGUCAGUAUAGUAUCCUUCAUUUAGCGACCGAAACUUAUUAGAAUUACUAAAUCUUAAUACUCAACAAUGACUAAUUCAGUGGUUCGUUUUUUUUAAAAUACUAGGCAGAUCCAACUCGUCUGGAAUUGUUAGCUAAAAAAGUAUCCAAAGCUAAAUGUGAUGUCCAAAACAAAGUACGUGCAGAAAUUCUUGAACGUUAUGGUGGUCACGAGCAUUUGGAAUCGAUUCCGAAGGAAUUAAUACUUGGUCAGUGGGAAUCAUAUGCCGAAUAUUCUCCUACUGGUCGUAUGAUCAGGGGAGCUGAAAAACCAACAGUCAAAUCUCGUUAUGAAGAAGAUGUCUUCAACAACAAUCAUACAAUUUCUGAUCCUUCUCUGACACUAGGUGGUGUAUUCUUUCGUGUUUACACUAAAGUUUCUGCAAUCCAGUUUUCUGGGUAUCUACCCCGUCUUUAUAACGAAGUAAUCAUAGACGGUAGUUGUGAGAAUAAUCCAAUCC